Messenger RNA from Erpetoichthys calabaricus (reedfish), 1771 nucleotides. RefSeq names its product vesicle-associated membrane protein 2-like. The record is from RefSeq and is a predicted model, not a curated record. Gene Ontology annotation, cellular component: SNARE complex; plasma membrane. Gene Ontology annotation, biological process: vesicle-mediated transport; SNARE complex assembly; vesicle fusion. NCBI's taxonomy places the organism in Eukaryota, Metazoa, Chordata, Cladistia, Polypteriformes, Polypteridae. The coding region runs from base 72 to 389 and encodes 105 amino acids. Gene Ontology annotation, molecular function: SNAP receptor activity; syntaxin-1 binding. The transcript is spliced from 5 exons.
CUUUGUUACUGGAUUGCAAGUCGGCGGUUUUGAACUAGAGAGAAGUUUUUGUCGUCUCGCCGAACAGCGUCAUGUCAGCUACUGGCUUGACUCAAGCACCUCCCAUAGCUCCUCCUGACACUGGCAUGUGGGUUCAAUCUAACCAUGGCCAGAUGGAUGAGGUGGCUGCUGUGAUGCAGGUAAACCUUGAGAAAGUUGUGAACCAAGAUAUGAUGGUCUCAGUGGUAGAUGCCCAAACUGCCUCGACGCAAGAUGGAACCUUUCAGAUUGCGGUCUCUGGAGAGAAUAUGAAGCAAAAACACUUUUGUGUAAACUACAAGAUGAUAAUUGUUCUUGGAAUGAUCUGCACCAUUGUUCUCAUCAUUAUCAUCACAUAUUUCUGCAUAUAGAUGAACAACCAACGACCUGAGUACCUGUAAGUUAGCACAUAGGUGACUGGUGGUAAACUGUACCUUCAAAUUUUUAUUUUAUUAACUAGCAUCAUGCAGCUCUAACCUGAAGCAGCACUAUUGGAAGCCCAAUGCCUUCUGCUUUCUUCUGGCUUUAAUAAUACAUGGAUCAACUUUGCAAUUCAAAGGUCAUUACUCCUAGAAGUACUGCUUUUAAACUUGGUCUCCUUCACAUUUUUUACUGGAACUACUUGAAGUUCUAAAGCGAACCAAGUGCCUAACAUGAUAAGCCCAAGUCCAGAAACCAUCCUCUUGUUUACACCUGAAACAGAAUAGCUUCAUGUGGAAUGUCUGAUACAGUUAAGUGCUGAAUGUCUGAGAAUAGCACACAAUGUACUGACAUAGCACACAGUGCAAAUGCACAACUCUCCUCAGUUUGGACUAUGGACUCACAUCAUUCACAAUGUUGGUGUCAAACUGCAGAGCAAGAGUUCUAACUCCUCUGAGGAUAAUUCAAUUCUGAGACGAUCCCUCACCCCAGGAAGUACUACUCACAUCUCAGAGUUCUAAAAUACAUUUUGAAGAUUUGCAUUAUUAACAUUAUGAUGUAAAACAAUUAUUUCAAUGAGCAGAUUUGUCAAAGACAUUCUCUCUUAUACCCGUUAUGGAUUCAUUUCUCCAAAGUGCAUAAGGUAUUUGAAGAGCGGGGUAUUACUAAGCAUCCAAUCAAAGUAAAAAGAACUUAGAAGACACACUCAAGUGGCUUGACUCAGAAGCUCUACUUCCUUUUCCUUUGUAAUGUUAAAGAUUCCUUGCAAAAAUAGCAUAACACGAGAGUAGAGCAUCAGUGGAUAGAGCCAGUUCUAAAAUGGAAGAUCAUUUGACACUCAUUUGGAGCAGGUGCUUUCAUGAUUUUUUUUUUUUACGUUUACCAAAUGUCCAGUCAUUAAAGCUUUCCUUUGCUCUCUCAUGUCUGUUUUUUCAUGUCAUUAUUCUAAAGUUAUCAUUGUACGUACCUCAUUUGUUCAAAUGAACAUUUAGCCACAGAUGGCCUAGCUUUCCUUCAAACAUAUGCUUUCAAGCACCCAUUCCUUUCCUUUACCAAGGUCACUGUCAGGGCUGCAUUUCACAAACACAAUGACUCUCACUGAAUAAUGAGAAACUUUAAGAUACACGUAUGUAAUGUAUGAGAUACUUUUUCACGUGUCUCCCAAAUCCCUUCCUAAGCAGACACUUUAUGUGCAACCAUAAAGUACUACCUAGUUAACCCCACUCUUAAAGUUGCCUACAAAAAGCAUCACAAAUCAAUUGAGAAGCAUAUGUUUUUGCUAUUGGUCCUUUAGUGGAAUGAAAAGUAUAAAGUAAACAUGACAUCAUAAUUU